Messenger RNA from Argentina anserina (silverweed cinquefoil), 796 nucleotides. Its product is annotated as N-alpha-acetyltransferase MAK3. Gene Ontology annotation, cellular component: NatC complex. Gene Ontology annotation, molecular function: protein-N-terminal amino-acid acetyltransferase activity. Gene Ontology annotation, biological process: N-terminal peptidyl-methionine acetylation. The record is from RefSeq and is a predicted model, not a curated record. The transcript has 2 exons. NCBI's taxonomy places the organism in Eukaryota, Viridiplantae, Streptophyta, Magnoliopsida, Rosales, Rosaceae. Bases 128 to 622 code for a protein of 164 amino acids.
CUGAUUCGGACACGUCACCGUCCCCAUCUGGGCCAUAAGUUGGGCCCGUGAUAAGUCAUAUCUCUCAAGCGUCUCUCUAGUCAUCUCUGUAGUCUUCGAAUUGAGCCGCCACAGAUAUCGGAGAAGAAUGGAAUCGGAAACAAGUGAGAUAGAGUACGUGAGCUACGAGGGGGAGGAUCAUCUGCCGCUGAUAAUGGGGCUGGUGGACAAAGAGCUGAGCGAGCCGUACUCGAUCUUCACGUACAGGUACUUCGUGUAUCUGUGGCCUCAACUGUGUUUUCUGGCAUUCCACAAAGGCAAGUGUGUUGGGACCGUCGUCUGUAAGAUGGGGGAGCACCGCAGCACCUACAGAGGCUACAUCGCCAUGCUCGUCGUCGUCGAUUCCUACAGAGGGAAAGGGAUCGCUACCCAACUCGUUACUAGAUCUAUUCAAGUCAUGAUGGAAUCCGGCUGUCAAGAGGUCACUCUUGAAGCAGAAGUGACUAAUAAAGGAGCACUGGCACUGUACGGGCGUCUUGGGUUCAUUAGGGCCAAAAGGCUCUUCCGUUACUACCUCAACGGGGUUGAUGCUUUCCGUCUCAAGCUCCUGUUUCCCCGCCCAGAUUUGCAUUGUAUCGAUUGAUUCAUGCUCUCACAUUUCCAUCUUUUAUUACUGAUCAGCAUAUCGUCAAUACUUGCACACUGUCUAUCUUUUUCUGUUGAAGCCUGAGGGCCAAUGAAAACAGAUCAUCAUGAACAUGUACACUCGUGAGUGCAGGAUGUUGCCAUUAUAAACGUUGCUUUCAUUCAUAGCUAG